AUGCUGACCAAGUUCGAGACAAAGAGCAACCGGGUGAAGGGGCUGACCUUCCAUAGUAAGCGGCCAUGGAUCCUGGCGAGCCUACACAGCGGUGUGAUCCAACUGUGGGACUACCGUAUGGGCACACUCAUCGAUCGUUUUGACGAGCAUGAUGGUCCUGUCCGCGGCGUUCACUUCCACAAAUCCCAGCCUCUCUUCGUCUCUGGAGGUGUUCCCUCCUGCUACACUCUAACCCUGCUCGCAGUUCUUUUAUCCUCUUUCAGUUUAUCACUUCAUGAUAUUUUUCCUUUUAUCUUUCGUGCUUUAAGGUAUAAUUUUCCUUCUUAUCUAGUAUUAAAAUUAUCGUUUUGCUGGUCACUAUUUUAUUGAUUUGGAAAUCGAUUCGUCUACAUUGUAUGUAGCUUCAUUCACUACGUUGAUAUUUUCAGUUCUAUGUAUAUGUUUCGAGUACAUCCAUGCUUCGUUGACUAAGAUCCCAUGGAUCUGAAUUGUCGCUCAGCUUUGUGUCAAAGAAGGAAGUGAACAGAUGGCAUUAUGCUCUUUUUCUCUUACGUAUUUUUAAAGCCUUUUUGAUACACAGCCUCAGAAGACGUGAAUUCUUUUCCCCAUGACUGCAUAUUUUAUACCAAGAUUCUGUUUAUUGCUUUGUUGCUGGUUUUAUAUAUAGUUUUUGAGUUCAUCUGAUCUGGGAUUGUCUCUCAUGUUAUCGUUUAAUUUUGCAGGAGAUGACUACAAGAUCAAGGUCUGGAAUUAUAAGACUCAUCGAUGCCUUUUUACCCUGGUCGGACACCUUGAUUAUAUCCGAACUGUCCAAUUUCACCACGAAUACCCUUGGAUUGUCAGUGCUAGUGAUGAUCAGACUAUUAGGAUAUGGAAUUGGCAGUCACGGACUUGCAUUUCUGUGCUAACUGGCCACAAUCACUAUGUCAUGUGUGCCUCAUUCCACCCGAAAGAGGACCUUGUAGUUUCUGCUUCGUUGGAUCAGACAGUUCGUGUGUGGGACAUAGGUGCUUUAAGAAAGAAAACUGUCUCCCCAGCUGAUGAUAUUUCACGGCUUACUCAGAUGAAUACAGAUUUAUUUGGGGGAGUUGAUGCUGUUGUCAAGUAUGUCCUGGAAGGUCACGACCGUGGUGUUAAUUGGGCCUCGUUCCAUCCCAGUCUUCCUCUCAUAGUGUCUGGUGCAGAUGAUCGUCAGAUAAAACUUUGGAGAAUGAAUGGUAAUCAAAGAUUUUGCAUUGUUGCCAUCUUCUCUGCUUUUACACUUUACUUCAUUUGGUGGACUUUCAAUUACAGUCAUUAUAGGUUCUCUUGGUAAAUCUUAUAUGUGAUUUCUUCUUCUUAAUUUUAUUACUAGUAGAUUUAGAUGCACAUUUAACGAAACUGAAGCAAGUUUCAUUUUAUAAAGAAGCAAAGACCAAGAUCCUCCCAAAAAAUGUCGUUAUAAAGUAGGGUACAUAAGAGAGAACAAGAAUCUUGUCAAAGGAGCAUUUUUCAUUAACCUUUGACUGUCCCGUUCACAUGCACCUGAUUUCUUUUUCGUAAAUACUACUGCUCCCAGUUGUGGAAUAACCUGAUGCAUACCUGGGUACCUAUUCUAACGAUGAUGGCUUAUAUUCUGCAUUAUGCCCCGUUUUCCUCAUACUUUUCACUAAAAUAAGAUCAGUUGGAUUCUGAAAUUUAGAAACUGGUCCUUCAAAAGCUCUGUUACAUGACAUGUCCGAUUUCUUGCAGUCAGCAACCUGGAACUGUAAUAGAUCUAAUUCGGCUGCCUCCUCUAAUCUACAAUCAUUGCUCAGUUCUUCUACCCCAGUUGUGUUAACCUCCUCCUGCGUAAAGAGGGUGACUUUCUCCUAAUGCUUUUUUUUUUUCGAGGAAAUGAAAAAAUGAAGUAGAAAUUUAGUCGAUUGCCUCCUAUCUGAUUCGGGUACGAUUAUUUCUGUUGCAUAGUCCAGUAUACGUUCUUUCUACCCACUUUUUCACACCUAGGUGAAAAAGCUUUCUGUGAGGAGUUAAAUAUUUUUAUUACAAACCAGAGAAAUAACAGGCUUCCCGUUUUUAUUGGUCGUCCCAUCCUUUGUUAGCGGUAGUUGGUACCAUGACUGGUGAACACAAAAUACUUUUAAUCAUGACGAUGUAGGACGUGUGGACCCAGAUUUUGUGCUAGUCAAUUAUAAUGGCUGAUUCUUUUAUACAUCUCAAUCGGACUACUGACCUGUAUGCUUGCUUUGAUCAUGACAAAGUGGGACAUGCUGGCCUGAUUUUGCCAUCAAAUGAAUUGUUCCACGGAGAAUGGUUUUCUUCAUCUCCUUAGCCUAUCUUCUGAUCUGUACCUUUGUUUUUUUUCUCUUUUUCCCAUUGUAGAUACAAAGGCCUGGGAAGUGGACACGUUGAGGGGGCACAUGAAUAAUGUUUCAUGUGUAAUGUUUCACGCUAAGCAGGAUAUUAUCGUCUCAAAUUCAGAGGACAAGAGCAUCCGUGUCUGGGAUGUUACAAAGCGGACGGGCGUUCAGACAUUCCGCCGGGAGCAUGACCGCUUCUGGAUCCUCGCAGCCCACCCUGAGAUGAACCUUCUGGCAGCUGGCCACGACAGUGGCAUGAUCGUCUUCAAGUUGGAGAGAGAACGCCCUGCAUUCUCUGUGAGCGGAGACUCAUUAUACUACAUCAAAGAUCGUUUCCUCCGGUUCUACGAAUUCUCAACUCAGAAGGACACCCAGGUGAUCCCAGUUCGGAGGCCCGGUUCGGUCAGCCUGAAUCAGGGCCCUAAAACCCUAUCCUACAGCCCGACUGAGAAUGCCGUCCUGGUCUGCUCUGAUGUCGAUGGCGGAUCAUAUGAGUUAUAUGUGGUAUCCAAGGACACCGUUGGUCGGAAUGAUUCUGUGCAGGAUGCAAGGAAAGGGCCUGGAGCCUCUGCCGUGUUCAUUGCUCGCAACAGAUUUGCUGUUCUUGACAAGGCCACAAACCAGGCCCUGGUGAAGAAUCUGAAGAACGAGAUCGUCAAGAAGAGUCCCCUUCCCAUUCCCACUGACGCCAUCUUCUACGCCGGAACAGGAAAUGUGCUGUGCCGGGCAGAGGAAAGGGUAGCCAUCUUCGACCUCCAGCAGAGGGUCGUCCUCGGGGAGCUCCAGAGCCCGUCAGUCAAGUACGUGGUGUGGUCGGGCGACAUGGAGACGGUGGCCCUGCUCAGCAAGCACGCAAUCGUCAUCGCCAGCAAGAAGCUCGUCCACCGGUGUACCCUCCAUGAGACCAUCCGCGUGAAAAGUGGCGCCUGGGAUGAGAAUGGGGUCUUCAUCUACACCACCCUGAACCACGUCAAGUACUGCCUCCCGAAUGGCGACAGUGGCAUCAUCCGCACGCUGGACGUCCCGAUAUACAUCACUAGGGUAUCGGGCAACACCAUCUUCUGCCUGGACCGUGAUGGCAAGAACCGCGUCCUGACCAUUGACGCCACCGAGUACAUCUUCAAGCUCUCUCUCCUGAAGAAGAGGUACGACCAGGUCAUGGGCAUGAUCAGGAGCUCCCGCCUUUGCGGGCAGGCUGUCAUUGCCUAUCUCCAGCAGAAGGGGUACCCGGAGGUGGCCCUGCACUUCGUCAAGGAUGAGCGGACCCGCUUCAACUUGGCCCUCGAGAGUGGCAACAUCCAGAUCGCAGUCGCUUCUGCCAAGGAGAUCGAUGAGAAGGACUACUGGUAUAAGCUGGGCAUCGAGGCCCUCCGGCAGGGGAACACCAGCAUCGUGGAGUAUGCCUACCAGAGGACCAAGAACUUCGAGCGGCUGUCCUUCCUCUACCUCAUCACUGGGAAUACUGAUAAGCUCUCGAAAAUGAUGAAGAUCGCGGAGAUCAAGAACGACGUGAUGGGGCAGUUCCACAAUGCACUCUACCUGGGCGACGUGCAAGAGCGAGUGAAGAUCCUGGAGACUGCCGGCCAGCUACCCCUUGCCUACAUCACUGCCUCCCUCCAUGGGCUCACAGAGGUUGCCGAACGGCUUGCAGCAGAGCUGGGGGACGACGCCCCUGGCCUCCCAGAGGGGAAGGACCCCCGCCUCCUGAUCCCUCCUCCUGCCCUCACCUGCAGCGGGGAUUGGCCGCUCCUGCGCGUCAUGAAGGGCAUCUUCGAAGGUGGCCUGGAGGGUGCCGGGAGGUCCGUUGGGCAGGACGACGAUGAGGAGGCUGCUGGCGCUGACUGGGGUGACGAGGACCUGGACAUCGUUGACGUCGACCAUGUGGUCCAGAAUGGAGGCGAGGGUGAGGAGCAGGGCGAGGCGAAUGCAGAGGAGGACGAGGAAGGAGGAUGGGACAUGGAGGAUCUGGAGCUCCCGGCCGAUGUGGAGACCCCGAAGGCGGCGGCAGCUGUCUCCCGCAGUGCUCUCUUCGUUGCGCCGGCCCCGGGGAUGCCGGUCAGCCAGAUCUGGACCCAGAAGUCGCCCCUGGCGGGGGAGCACGCGGCGGCUGGGGACUUUGCGACGGCCAUGCGGCUGCUCAACCGGCAGCUUGGGAUCAAGAACUUUGAGCCACUGAAGCCGCUGUUCAUGGACCUGCACGCGGGCAGCCACUCUUAUCUGCGGGCGCUGGCGCUGGCACCCGUCGUGCCGCUGGCAGUGGAGAGAGGGUGGAGCGAGGGCGCAAGCCCCAACGUGCGCGGCCCGCCGGCGUUGGUGCUCCGGUUCCCCCAGCUGGAGGAGAAGCUGAAGCUGGCCUACAAGGCCACCACGGAGGGCAAGUUCGCGGAGGCCCUGCGGCUAUUCCUGGCCAUCCUGCACGCCGCCCCGCUCAUUGUGGUGGAGCAGCGGAGGGAGGUGGACGAGGUGAAGGAGCUCAUCGACAUCGUCCGGGAGUACGUGCUCGGCCUGAAGCUGGAGGUGAGGAGGAAGGAGACCAGGGACGACCCCGUCCGCCAGCAGGAGCUCGCCGCGUACUUCACCAACUGCAAGCUGCAGAAGGGACACCUGCGGCUCGCCCUCAUAAGCGCCAUGACCGUCUGCUUCAGGGGUGGCAACUUCGCCACUGCCGCCCACUUCGCCCGGAUGCUUCUCGACACCAACCCCGCCGCCGAGGCACAGGCCAAGCGCGCCCGCCAGGUCCUCCAGGCCUGCGCCGACAAGCAGGACGCUGCCCAGCUCAACUACGACUUCCGGAACCCCUUCGUCGUCUGCGGCGCCACCUUCGCCCCCAUCUACCGCGGCCAGAAGCACGUUGCCUGCCCUUACUGCGGCUCCCACUUCGUCCCCGACGUCGAAGGCCAGCUCUGCCCCGUCUGCGAGAUCGCUGCUGUCGGCGCCUACGCCUCCGGCCUCCUCUGCUCCCCUUCGCAGGCCCGGUGA
Messenger RNA from Spirodela intermedia, 5318 nucleotides. NCBI's taxonomy places the organism in Eukaryota, Viridiplantae, Streptophyta, Magnoliopsida, Alismatales, Araceae. The record is from the annotation of a GenBank genome assembly.